CCCCUUUUCUGGAUCGUAUUUUGAGAGCCCAUCUCUCUCCAUCGACCUUCCUACCACACUCGCUUCUGGGGUCCGUUCAAUCGCUCAAGAUGGCUGAGAUCAAUGGGAGCUUUGUCUCUCCCGCGGCCGAUGCCACUGUUUUUCCCCAAGUUUUUCAACCCGCCGGCUUGAUCGCAGAUUUCCUCAAUGGCCUGACCCUUUGGAAGACUCUGGCGACUCUGUUCGCCUUAGCUGUGGUCUACGACCAGUUCCGAUACAUUUACCUCAAGGGCGCCAUCGUUGGUCCAGCUUGGAAGCUCCCGUUUAUGGGACCGUUCCUCCAGUCUGUCAACCCCAAAUUCCACGAGUACAAGGCCAAAUGGGACAGCGGCGAGCUGAGCUGUGUGUCUGUUUUCCACAAGUUUGUUGUCAUCGCAUCCACUCGUGAUAUGUCCCGCAAGAUCUUCAACUCGCCUACUUAUGUCAAGCCCUGUGUCGUCGAUGCUGCGCAUAAACUGCUUGGCAAGACUAACUGGGUAUUCUUGGAUGGCAAGGAACAUGUUGACUUCCGCAAGGGCUUGAACAACCUUUUCACCCGUCAGGCGCUUUCUUGCUAUCUUCCUCGCAUGGAGGAGGUUUACAAUGACUACUACGCGCGCUUCCUCAAAAAGUCUAAGAACAACAACUAUAAGCCAACGCCGUGGAUGCCCGAAUUCCGUGACCUGAUGUGCGCCGUCUCUUGCCGUACCUUCGUAGGCCACUACAUUUCCGAUGAGGCCAUUGAUAAGAUUUCCGUCGACUACUACAACAUCACCGCUGCGCUGGAAUUGGUCAACUUCCCGAUCAUCCUCCCUUUCACCAAGACCUGGUACGGAAAGAAGGCUGCGGACAUGGUUCUUGACGAAUUUGCCAAGUGUGCUGCCAAAAGCAGAGCUCGUAUGGCUGCGGGCGGAGAGAUUAGCUGCAUUAUGGACGCUUGGAUCAAGGCUCAGUUGGACUCUGCCAAAUACCGGGAAAAGAUUGCCAAGGGUAUUGAGGUUGACUCUUCUGAAAAGCCACCACAGGUGCUCCGUGACUUCACCGACUAUGAGGUGUCUCAGACCAUCUUUACCUUCUUGUUCGCUUCCCAGGAUGCCACCAGUUCCGCCUGCACUUGGUUGUUCCAACUUAUGGCCGACCGCCCCGAGAUCCUUGACAAGGUUCGCGAGGAGAACCUGCGUCUCCGUAAUGGAGAUGUGAAUGCUCCCUUGACCAUGGACUUGCUCGACUCAAUGACUUACACCCGCGCCGUUGUCAAGGAGACUCUCCGUUACCGGCCCCCUGUCAUUAUGGUUCCCUACAUUGCCAAGAAGGACUUCCCUAUUACCGACAAGAUUACUGUCGCCAAGGGCUCCAUGAUCAUCCCUUCGGUCUACCCUGCCACUCGUGAUGAGGAAGCUUACCCGAACGCUGACUCUUUCGACCCUGACCGUUGGAUCACCGGUACCGCCGAGCAGCACCCUAAGAACUUCCUCAUCUUCGGCACCGGGCCUCACUACUGCCUUGGUCAGACAUACGCUGUCCUUAACUUGAUGGCGAUGAUCGGCAAGGCCAGUAUGGAGAUGGACUGGGUACACACUCCUACACCCCAGUCUGAGGAAAUCAAGGUCUUUGCUACUAUCUUCCCUCAGGACGACUGCCUGCUUACUUUUCGUCCUCGCGCUUAAUUCUUGUACCGCAAUGCAACAGCAACCCGGAGAUCUAGAUGAGCUGUGUCACUCUAUGGCCCUUUGACCAUGGAGUCCGAUAUACAGCAGCCGCCUUGUGGGCCCUUAACCCCGGCGAUUCUGUCCCGGAGAUGGGAGAACCGCAUGGGCGCUUUCCUCUUUUCCCUACUUCCUGUAUCUAUUCUCACUGAUCGAACCGCUACUGUCCGACCGGGUGUAUCGUUUGCUGUUAAAAUUGCUUUUUAUAAGUUUGUGGAUAAUUCUGGAAACGUCGGGUCUAACGUCUCAUCUUCGUCCUUAGAACCCCGGCUCUCGAUUGAAGUCGCGCAGGGCAGUUAGACUCGGCUUGCUUGGGUUAAAUCAACCACCCAUGUCAUGCAUAUGGGAAUGGGAAUGAGCUACGUGGAGUUGUUUGCUUGUGUGAUAUAUUUUUCGUCACUCCUGAAGCCCUCGGAUGACCUAGAUGUCCCUUAUAUUAAUAUUAAUCAUGAAUUCUUCUGCU
Molecule: messenger RNA, 2187 nt
Organism: Aspergillus nidulans FGSC A4
Lineage: Eukaryota; Fungi; Ascomycota; Eurotiomycetes; Eurotiales; Aspergillaceae
Gene: erg5
Product: C-22 sterol desaturase
Exons: 4
Coding region: 90-1685 (531 amino acids)
Biological process (GO): ergosterol biosynthetic process; secondary metabolite biosynthetic process
Cellular component (GO): membrane
Molecular function (GO): heme binding; iron ion binding; oxidoreductase activity, acting on paired donors, with incorporation or reduction of molecular oxygen
Source: RefSeq, a predicted model, not a curated record